AUAUUGACCCAUUGCCAUAGAAUUCAUUCAUUCCCAUGUUGAUAAUGUUAGUAUUGAUUGAUUUGGUAUUAUUAGAUUAGACUAGCAUUUCCCAUUCCAUUCAUAACUUAACAUAACGAAACAUAACAUAACAUAACAACCCACCCACACCCACCACCAUUUCUUCUCUAUUUCCCAUUUUCCAUUACCCACACGCACUUUCACAUUUCACAUCUCACAUCAUCAUCAUCACCACCACUGUCUCCAUCAUCAUCGUCAUCGUCAUCGGAACUUUCCCCUGGCCUCGGCCUUCGUGCACCUUCCGACCGCCGCCGAUCUCUCUCUUCUCCCUUUCUCGCUCUAGCUGCUGCUGAGAGCUGAGAUUCGACGAUUCACUUGCUCAAUUUGGUAUGUUGGUUGCCCUUGUUUGGAAUCAUGGUUGCGUUUCCGUACUAUUUCACCAUUUUUGGGGAAGAACCUAAGCUGAUUAAUUAAAACCUACCUCCUUUCAAUUCUGCUUCCGAUCCGUCACUUUGAAUUCACUAUUCACUGCUGUUUCUAGUUUUUUUUUUUUUUUUUGGUUAAAUUGUUGGAUCUUUAAUAAGUUGUUAUAGAGAUUGGGAUUUGAUUCCGUCCAUGGAGGCCAGAUUUGGCGGCGAAGCUCACCAUUUCUACGGCAUGAGCACUGCGGAUUUGCCGAAAAGGGCGAAUCUUGAAUGGGAUUUGAACCAUUGGAAAUGGGAUGGAGACCUUUUCAUCGCCAGUUCUGUGGUGAAUCCGGUGGUGGGAGUGGGAGUGGGACCUUCCUCCCAUGCCAUGGCUAGCAGUAGUAGCAGACAGUUUUUCCCACUUGGGUCGGGGGCGGGGGGUUCGUCCAACAGCUCGUCGUCGUGUUCGGAGGGUGGGAAUCUGGGGAUGAUUGAGAAAGGGAAGAGGGAAUUGAUGGUAGAGAAAAGGAGAAGAGUUAAUGUGGUUGAGGAAGAAGACAAUUUAAAUGAUGGUGAUGAAGCUGGUACUCUUACUCUUAAGCUUGGAGGAGGAGGGCGUGUUUAUAAUCAAACUUCUGAAAGGGAAGUGGGGGUUAAUAAUUGGGAGGGAACCAGUGGGAAGAAGACUAAAUUGGCUGCUGGGGGUUCUUCGAGCCGCGCAGUUUGUCAGGUCGAAGACUGCGGUGCUGAUCUGAGCAGCGCUAAGGAUUACCACCGAAGGCAUAAGGUUUGCGAGAUGCAUUCCAAGGCCUGUAAGGCGCUUGUUGGCAAUGUCUUGCAACGUUUCUGUCAGCAGUGUAGUCGGUUUCAUGUCCUUCAAGAGUUUGAUGAAGGGAAGAGAAGUUGCCGGAGACGAUUAGCCGGUCAUAACAAACGGAGAAGAAAAACAAAUCCCGACCCUGUGGUUAAUGGAAGUUCGCUAAAUGAUGACCAAACUAGUGGUUAUCUAUUGAUAAGUCUACUGAGGAUACUGUCCAACAUGCAUUCAAAUAGAUCUGACCAGAGUCACCAGACUACAGAUCAGGAUUUGUUAUCUCAUCUUUUAAGGAGCCUUGCUAGCCAAACAAGUGACCAUGGGGGGAAAAAUAUUGCUGGACUCUUGCAAGAACCUCAAAAAUUGUUGAAUGAAGGGACUUCAGUUGGGAACUCAGACGUUGUUUCUACUUUUAUUGCAAAUAGUUCUCAAGGUCCUCCAAGACCUAUCAAACAACAUCAAACGGUCUCUGUAUCCGAAAUUCCACAACAAGGGGUUCAUCUGCAUAAUGCCAACGGUGGAAGUAUACAAGCCACAUCUUCUAUAAAGCCAAGCAUUCUGAAUAGCCCUCCAUCUUACUCAGAAGCAAGAGACGGUACUGCAGGACAAAUCAAGAUGAACAAUUUCGAUUUGAAUGAUAUAUAUAUUGAUUCAGAUGACAGUGUGGAAGAUCCAGAGAGAUCGCCUCCGACUACGAAUGCGGUGACUAGCUCUCUUGAUUGCCCUUCAUGGGUACAACAAGACUCUCAUCAGUCAAGUCCACCUCAAACAAGUGGAAAUUCAGAUUCAGCAUCUGCUCAGUCACCCUCUAGCUCCAGUGGAGAAGCUCAGAGCCGCACGGAUCGAAUUGUCUUUAAACUCUUUGGGAAAGAGCCAAAUGACUUUCCUCUUGUCCUGCGCGCACAGAUUCUUGACUGGUUAUCUCAUAGUCCUUCUGAAAUUGAGAGCUACAUCAGACCUGGUUGUAUCAUUUUAACAAUUUACCUACGUCAGUCAGAGACAGCCUGGGAAGAGCUAUGUGACGACCUCAGUUCCAGUUUGAGUAGGCUCCUGGAUGUCUCAGAUGACAGCUUUUGGAGAAGUGGAUGGAUUUUUAUUAGGGCCCAGCAUCAAAUUGCCUUUAUUUACAAUGGUCAGGUUGUCGUAGACACAUCCUUGCCUCUCAGAAGUAGCAAUUACAGCAAGAUUGUAAGCGUCGAGCCUAUUGCAGUACCUGCGUCUGAGAGAGCUCAAUUUUCAGUCAGAGGCAUUAACUUGGUUCGGCCUACCACAAGGUUAUUUUGUGCUCUAGAAGGGAAGUAUCUGGUUCAGGAAGCCACUCACGAGUUAAUGGAAAGUGUUGACAACGUGGAACAUGAUGAGCAAUGCAUCAACUUUUCUUGUCCUAUUCCUGUAACAAAUGGACGAGGCUUUAUAGAGAUUGAAGAUCAAGGCCUUGGAAGCAGCUUCUUUCCUUUCAUAGUUGCGGAGGAGGAUGUUUGUUCAGAGAUCCGUGUGCUUGAGAGUUCCCUGGAGCAUGGGCGAACUGGAAAACCAGAUACUUACAAUCAAGCUGUGGACUUUAUUCAUGAAAUGGGUUGGCUUCUUCACAGAAGUCAAUUGAGAUCUAGAUUGGGUCACUUGGAUCCUAAUGCAGAUCCUUUUCCUUUAAAGCGAUUCAAGUGGAUUAUGGAGUUUUCUAUGGACCAUGAUUGGUCUGCUGUAGUGAGAAAACUGUUGGACAUUCUACAUGAUGGAAAUGUUGGGGCAGGAGAUGAUCAUUCCAUUAGUCUGGCACUAUCAGAAAUGGGUCUUCUUCACAGAGCUGUGAGAAGAAACAGUAGGCCUCUAGUGGAAGUUCUCUUGAAAUAUGUCCCCAAGAAUUUAUCGAAUAAUUCGGAAUCUGAAGACAAGGCAGUGAGUAAUGAAGUCAACAAGGGUUUCUUGUUUAGACCGGAUGUCAUUGGCCCUGCAAGCUUAACUCCACUCCACAUUGCAGCUGGAAAGGAUGGUUCAGAAGAUGUACUGGACGCAUUAACUAAUGAUCCCGGAAUGGUGGGAAUUGAAGCAUGGAAGAGUGCUCACGACAGCACAGGCUCUACACCUGAAGAUUAUGCUCGUUUGCGUGGGCAUUACUCAUACAUCCGCCUUAUUCAACGGAAAAUUAACAAGAGACCUGCAAGUGGGCAUGUGGUUGUUGACAUACCCAGCAACCUUAACGACUGCAGUACAAGCCAGAAGCAGAAUGAGCCAGUAAGCAGCUUCCAGAUUGGAAGGACUGAGUUAAGACGCAAUCAGCAUCCAUGCAGGCUUUGCGACCGGAAGCUGGUUUAUGGAACGACCAGCAGCUCUGUGGUGUACAGGCCUGCAAUGCUGUCAAUGGUAGCCAUUGCCGCCGUAUGUGUUUGUGUAGCCCUUCUAUUCAAGAGUUCACCAGAAGUGCUGUACGUAUUCCAGCCAUUCAGGUGGGAAAGGUUGGAGUAUGGCACGAGCUGAUGUCCCCAUCUGCGCCGACCCUCGUACAAAAUAUUAUGGCUGUUUGAUCCUACGUCGUAUGCAUUGUUUAGACUCUAUUAAAAGUGAGAUUUGGUGUAGAAUGAAGCUGUGAUUUGGAUACAAUAAUAUUAUUGACAUAAUGAUUCUCUACUAAUUUAUUUGGUGUAACCCUGGAUAGGCGUCUUGCCUCUCUAUACUCUCUCUUUGUGAUAUUCUGCGCUGGUAAAAGUUAGAAAGCAGCGUAAUGGUCUGUUUCUUGCAAAAAAAAAUUUUUUUUUUUUU
Molecule: messenger RNA, 3978 nt
Organism: Morus notabilis
Lineage: Eukaryota; Viridiplantae; Streptophyta; Magnoliopsida; Rosales; Moraceae
Product: squamosa promoter-binding-like protein 1
Exons: 11
Coding region: 616-3696 (1026 amino acids)
Cellular component (GO): nucleus
Molecular function (GO): DNA binding
Source: RefSeq, a predicted model, not a curated record